This is a messenger RNA of Mesorhabditis spiculigera, 1578 nucleotides long. NCBI's taxonomy places the organism in Eukaryota, Metazoa, Nematoda, Chromadorea, Rhabditida, Rhabditidae. The record is from the annotation of a GenBank genome assembly.
AUGCUCGCCUCGCUGAAAUUUUACCCCCAAACGCUGGGCGGCCGGCUGGCGCGAGCUGGUUUCUCGACUUCCCAGGCGCAACACCUCCAAUACGUGCCCGGCAACCGUCGCCGCAACCCGCCACGCGGCAAAUUGACCACGUACGACAGGCCGACGCCGGGGAAACCGUCGCGUGGGUGCUUCUACUCUUCCGGCGAGGGCUCAUCAUCUGGAGCCGACGUUCCGCCGCCCCGCUCACUGAUCCUCCCAAGGUCUUCGGGCUCCUCCAGCACCCUCCAGCCUCCUCAGCCCCACUACCUCCCCUACCCCAAGGAGAUUGUCGAAUAUCUCGAUCGCCAUGUCAUCGGCCAAGAGGACGCGAAGCGCGUGCUCGCCGUUGCCGUCUACCAACACUACCAACGUCUCCUCCAUAAUCUUGAUGUGGAAGAGACCCGCCAAAUUCGUGAGAUGCUGCUCGAGAGCCGGGCCAGCAAGCAGCGCCCUCCAUCGGUCGAGGCGCGGCCACUCAAAUUCCGCAAGGGCAAGGCCUACAUCGAGAUGGAGCCCGAGGAAGUGGAAUUUAGGAGUGCGCGCGAGCGCCUCAUUGACACGCUGACGAUGGCCCGCUACAAGAUGUCGAGCUACGAGCAACCCCGCCCGGAAGAGCUGCCCAUCGAAAAGUCUAACAUCAUCCUCGGCGGCCCGUCCGGAAGCGGCAAGACCUAUCUGACUCAGAAGCUGGCCGAUGUCCUCCACGUCCCAAUCGCCAUGUGCGACUGCACAACUCUUACUCAAGCUGGCUAUGUUGGCGAGGAUGUCGAGUCGGUGAUCGCCCGGCUUCUCCAGAAUGCCGACGGUGACGUCGAGCGCGCCGAGACCGGGAUCGUCUUCCUCGACGAGCUCGACAAAAUAAACACAAGCUCCGAUCCGGUGCACUCCACCGGAAACCGUGACGUCUCCGGACGCGGCGUGCAAACCGGCCUUUUAAAGCUUGUCGAAGGACACAUGGUCAAGGUGAAGAACCCGUUGAACCCGAUGCAGAAGGUGGACGUGAACACGAAGAACAUCCUCUUCAUCGGCUCGGGCGCGUUCAAUGGUCUGGAGCGCGUGGUGGCGCGUCGACUGGAGGAGCGCUCUCUUGGCUUCGGGUCAUCGACAACGAGCCGCAUGGCCGGGCUGAGCGAGGGCUGCGAGCAGGAACGUGCCCAACACCGCGAUCAGCUCACGAUGCUCGCUGACCAGGGAGACUUGAUCGAAUAUGGCAUGAUUCCGGAACUGAUUGGGCGCUUCCCCGUCUUUGUCCCGUUCCACUCGCUCAAUCGGUCGCUUCUCGUCAGGGUCCUCAACGAACCGGCCAACAGCCUUCUACAACAAGAACGCCGACUACUCUCACUAGACGGCAUUGACUUGGGCUUCACCCCGUGCGCCAUCGAGGCCAUUGCCGACGAGGCUGUACAGCGGAAGACUGGCGCAAGGGCCCUCAGGUCAAUCCUCGAGCGGACGUUGCGGAACGCAAAGUACGAGGUGCCCGGCAGCUCAUUCAAGAAGAUCAGGAUCGACUCGGGCUCGGUGCGCGGCGAGAAGAAGUACCACGCUGAA